Messenger RNA from Penicillium lagena, 1326 nucleotides. RefSeq lists its product as uncharacterized. The record is from RefSeq and is a predicted model, not a curated record. Lineage: Eukaryota; Fungi; Ascomycota; Eurotiomycetes; Eurotiales; Aspergillaceae. The transcript has a single exon. Bases 1 to 1326 code for a protein of 441 amino acids.
AUGACCACCAACCGAGAGAAGCCAGAGCAAGUCGUUCAAACAACCCACCCAUCGAGAGAAUCCUCACCGGCUUCUUCAGUCUCCAGCACCAAAUCCUCAAAGCGCAGAACCACAGGCUCAGAAUACCAACCGUCUACACCACAACCGAAGCGCACCCGCUCCACCAACACCCCAAACGGUAUCACUCGCGCCACGCCUACCACAAAACGCAGAAUACCCAAAAAAGCAGCCUCCGAAACUUCGUACGCACAAUCCUCGUGCGCUUCGUCCUUUGCAGAAAUGGAAAAGCCAGAAGCACCCAAACAAAAGAAGCGAACAACCCGCAAAAGCGAAGAAAACUUUACCAAGCCUCGUACAAAGACUGGUAUGUAUACCGAAGCAAGUGACGAAGAAGAAGAAAAGAAUCUAAACAUCUCCCGCGCUGAGCGCGACGACCUCGUCUUCGAACUCACGUACGAGAAAGCGAGACGGCUCGCCGAGGCCGUCAAUAUACCCGAGGACUCGAACCUGGGCGAAGACGAGCAGAAACUGUUUCUUGAUCUGGCGACGCGAGGCUGCAAGCCGCUGAUGUCUGCGCACUGGCGGAGGGAUUUCUCGACGUUGCCUGAGUCGCUGUUUACUAGCGAUGACAACGACGUCAACAAGGGAAAACCAGACAAAGAAGACGACAACGACGGUGGUAUUGGUGAUGAAGCGCAAUUAGUCUUCGAAUCCCACCGCGGCUCGGAUUUCGGUGCUAUCAAAGCCCUCCAACGGCUCCUUGCUACAGGCGGCCAUGUCCGCGACUGCCAGGUGCUGGCUGCUCUGCCGCAACGGGUCAUCCAACGGGCUAUACAGCGGUACAUGCGCUGGGCUCUCAGCGACGCAGGCCUGAGGACCGGUCAUCCAGUCCUCCCCGUCCACGCGAUAUACGCGCAGAAGGAAGGCGAGAGCACGCUGGCAGCCCUCACGCGGGUGAAUCUCAGACUGGAGACACUAGCCAAACGACACCAGGCUUCUCUAUCUUGCGCGGUAGAAGUGGGGAACAAAAGCAAGGCCUGGCCCACGUUGAUCGGAUUCGUGCUCUGUGGCCCCAUCGUGGCGCUGGUUUCGCUCGAUACGGAUCCCGGGUCGCUGGGUUGGACGGAAGAUGCGGGUGUGAAGGUGAAAUAUCUCGGCCAGUUUGAUCUCUCCGAGGCGGCGCAGGAUGUGUGGAACUCCGUUGCGAUUGCUAUCUCCGUUGUGCAUAUCAGGAGGAUUAUGGCGAGGAUGGCGGGUGUUUAUGAGGGUCCUUUCGUGCCAAGGUUUAGGGGCGUGGAUGAUGAGAGGGAUGAUGAGGAUAUUUGA